Messenger RNA from Diaporthe citri, 3600 nucleotides. RefSeq lists its product as uncharacterized. Gene Ontology annotation, cellular component: nucleus. The transcript has a single exon. The record is from RefSeq and is a predicted model, not a curated record. The coding region runs from base 1 to 3600 and encodes 1199 amino acids. Gene Ontology annotation, biological process: error-free translesion synthesis; error-prone translesion synthesis. Gene Ontology annotation, molecular function: damaged DNA binding; deoxycytidyl transferase activity; DNA-directed DNA polymerase activity. Lineage: Eukaryota; Fungi; Ascomycota; Sordariomycetes; Diaporthales; Diaporthaceae.
AUGGGUAGCCGUCUUGAGAAGAAUUCGAACGCGGUGCGUAAGCGCAUCCAGGAUCACACCUUCUCCGACGAAGCCGGCGAGGAAUACGAACCCAGCGCCUUCGGAGGCUUCGGCGAUUACUUCCGGCGCAAGAAGAUCAAGCUUCAGAACUUGGACGCCGAACUUCGUGAGGGCAGCAGCAAGCCACAGAUCUUCAAAGGCGUUGUCGCUCAUGUGUCUGGAUACACACAACCGCCUCUGCACGUCUUGCACAAACAGCUUGUCGAACAUGGCGCAGGUUUUCUCCAGUACCUGGACUCGAAGACCAUGGCCACUCACAUCAUCGCCUCGUCACUCACGCCCAAGAAGGCUACCGAGUUCAGCAGCUACAGGAUAGUAAAGCCGGCCUGGGUGGUGGACUCGAUUGCUGCGGGCCGCAUGCUACCGUGGGCUGAUUACCGAGUGAUCGAUGAGGGUCCGAGGCAGAAAGUCAUCAAGUUCGGAGACGAUGGGAAGAUCUCCUCACAGGCGCACACGCCGCAGAGAGGCUACCAUGACCAGAUCCAGAGCAGCUUCUACACAAGCCAAUUCAAGAAACCCGCUACCCCGGCUACCAAGGUGAACUUCCCAAGCUCAUCUGCUUUGACACAAACCCCGACGCCUUCCAAGUACACUCCUUCGAGACUCAAGGCACCUGAAACCAUCGAAGAUGACUAUGGCGAUGAUGUUCUAGAAGACCUGGAAAUGGCAGAUUUCAAAACCUCGUCCCCCGCGUCAGAGGAACCGCCAGAGACAGGCGUGGAUGAUGUCGUGACCUCCGUUGGUGAGGAAAGUCCGGCUGCAGAGGUGAAUGAGUCUAUUCAAGACAAGACAGUCUCGCAACCUCCCAAGGAAAUCCCACAUGAUACACCCGGCCCUGCACCCCACAACCCUGCGCCAACUUCCGAGGAGCAUAACGCAUGGCUCCUGUCCGAUCCGAGACUGAGAAAAUCCUCAACCGCAAACCCGGACUUUCUGAAGCAAUACUACUCAGAGAGUCGCCUACAUCACUUAUCCACAUGGAAGGCAGAACUCAAGUCCAAGAUGCAAAGGCUCGCCAAUGAGAAGGGCACCUGCUCAACCAAGGCUAUCAAGCGGCGGCCUGGCUCCCGACGAUAUGUCAUGCACGUGGACUUUGACAGUUUCUUUUGCGCGGUCUCUCUCAAGAGUGCACCUGAAUAUAUCGACAAGCCGGCCGUGGUGGCACACGGCACCGGCACAGGGUCAGAGAUUGCGUCUUGUAACUAUCCGGCGCGGAGAUAUGGUGUCAAGAAUGGCAUGUGGAUGAAACGAGCGCUGGAACUUUGUUCGGACAUCAAGGUUCUGCCAUAUGAUUUCCCUGCGUAUGAGGAGGCCAGUAGGCUGUUCUAUGAAGCCAUUCUAGAAGUGGGUGGUGUUGUCCAGAGUGUCAGUAUCGACGAGGCUCUAGUUGAUAUCACCACGCUUGUCCUCGAUGCCUCUGGGUCACAUGGCCAAGGCAUCUCUGAAGGAAGCAUCUGGAGGGAACAAGAAAAGGCAGAUGAGCUUGCCAUUGACCUGCGCAAGCGAAUCAAGGAAAGGACGGGCUGCCAGGUCUCCGUGGGCAUCGGUGGAAACAUUCUUCUCGCCAAGGUCGCACUCCGCAAAGCGAAGCCGGCGGGCCAAUACCAAAUCAAGCCGGAAGAAAUUCUCGACUUCCUAGGCGAGCUUAAGGUGGAGGACCUGCCCGGCGUUGCGUACAGCAUCGGCGGCAAGUUGGAGGAAAAUGGGAUCAGGCUGGUCAAGGAUAUCAGAGAGGUCUCAAAGGAGCGUCUGGUAUCUGUACUGGGUCCGAAGACGGGUGAGAAAAUCUGGGAAUACUCGAGAGGCAUCGACCGUGCUGAAGUGGGCGACGUGUCCAUCCGCAAAUCCGUCUCGGCAGAAGUCAACUGGGGAAUCCGCUUUCUCAACCAGCCCGAAGCCGAAGAAUUCGUCAUGAACCUCUGCAAAGAGCUGGAAAAACGCUUGUUGAACGAGGGCGUCAAGGGCACAAACCUCACCAUGAAGAUCAUGCGGCGAGCUCUAGACGCGCCGUUGGAUCCGGCAAAACACUUGGGCCACGGGAAAUGCGAUACCUUUAACAAAAGCACGGUAUUUGGCGUCGCAACUCAUGAUGCUGAGAAGAUUGGUAAAGAGGCUGUCUCCAUACUUCGAUCCUUCAAGUUAAGCCCUGGAGAUCUGCGAGGCCUAGGUGUCCAGAUGCAAAGAUUGGAACCGAUCAAGCCCUCAGCAGCGCCUGAUGGGAGCCAAAAGAGACUCAGUUUCGGCGCAUUCGGGAAUGCGACCGGUUCUCACCCAUCGAAGAAGUCGGUAGCGCCUGUGGCACCCAUGGGUCUUGAUGACAUUUCCGAUGCGGGUAGCCCUGCGAAAUCAAGAGCUGCGGCUCAACAGACACGGCGAGACGUGUCUGAAGACCCUAUCUCGGACAACCCACUCACUCCUCGCAAGCCGAAAGGACUGUCCAUCCACCCUGCUCUUGCGCUAUCCAGGGCAAACGAGGCUGACGAGAAGGCGAACACGCCGUUGAACGUCAUGGGAACGCAAUUUAUCAUGCCAUCGAACCCAGACCCAGAAGUCGUCGCAGCGCUGCCCCAAGACAUUCGGAGCCGGCUGAUGGCACCGCAGCCACGCCGAGGCCCUGGUUCGGUACUGUCAAGAGAAGGCUCACCUGCAUUACACAACACAAGCGGACGCCAGUCGCGGGAGCAGAGUCCAGCCGUGUUGGAGCCUCAAAUUCCGCCGGACAUCGACCCCGAAGUAUUCAAUGCUCUCCCGGACGACAUGAAGGCUGAGGUACUUGCACAAUACGCUCCAAGGAGGAAUGUGCAGAGCAUCCCUGCCCAACCGCAAUCACCACGCCGGGACCGGAUUAUCCGCCCACUUCCUCAUAGAAGCCCAGCCAAACGAGGGCGAGGGCGGGGUGGAAUGCGAGGCAUGCUGAGCAGGACGCGUGAGAGGCAGCGAGACGCCAGCGCUGGACUCAUGCAGACGAGCUUCGUCACAAUGGGCAACAGGAGGUCAGCAUUGGAAAACGCAGCCGAGGAGAUCGAGGAGCUCGACCAGGCCUUCCUAGCCGAGCUGCCCGAGGAGGUCCGCAAGGAGGUCAUAGCCGAUCACCGCCGGCGAAAACUCGCCCAGAAGUCAGGCCUAGGCCUCAACCUAAAAGGCCCAGGGCGCCGCAAUGCCGCGGACCGGGCGAGGGAGACGACCAGUGGGCAGAGCAAAAUCGCCUUCCCGAAGCCUCCAGGCAAGGUCGCAUUUACGGCGACCUCGCUUACUUCUAUCCAGGAGGUGAAGGAUAUGCUGAGUGCCUGGCACCGGGAGACGGAGGACGAGGGGCCGCACAAGGAUGACGUCGAGGUCUUUGAGAGGUAUCUUGCCCGCGUCGUGACCGAGGAGAGGGAUAUGGAGAAGGCCAAGAAGCUGAUACGGUGGCUGGACUGGCUUGUUGACGACGGCGAGGACAGCAGGGGGAGGAAGGGGUGGAUGGAUGCCUUUACUGGCGUUAAGAAUGCUGUUCAUCGGGCGUUGGAGGAAAGGGGCCUGGGACCUAUGGUGCUUUAG